Molecule: messenger RNA, 1391 nt
Organism: Hermetia illucens (black soldier fly)
Lineage: Eukaryota; Metazoa; Arthropoda; Insecta; Diptera; Stratiomyidae
Gene: mTTF
Product: transcription termination factor, mitochondrial
Exons: 4
Coding region: 87-1355 (422 amino acids)
Biological process (GO): regulation of DNA-templated transcription; termination of mitochondrial transcription
Cellular component (GO): mitochondrial matrix
Molecular function (GO): double-stranded DNA binding
Source: RefSeq, a predicted model, not a curated record
GCAUUUGACAGGCGGAGCCAUCGACCAGCUGAUGUUGGUCUAACCUCGCUCGAAGUUCUGUCAAUUAUUUGCCUUGGUGCGCCGAAAUGCUUCGAACAGCUUUGAAGCAAAUAUCGCGGGAGAUUUCACGGUUACAAUUAGUGCACCAGUAUCCCACGUUAUCCUGUAGAUCUAGUGCGUGGGGGCGUUUCCUUGCCACUUCACCGAAAUGCCUUGUCUUCGACAGAACAGAGCAGAAGAUCCCAGAAAUCCAAACUCUUUCAACCCUCACAGAUGCGGACGAUUUGACUAGUACGAUUCCGUUCAUCCACGAUGAUCCUUGCAAACUCGAUAACAAACGGCUUAAUCGCCAGGCAGCCCUGCAACUGCUCCAUGAUGAGUUGUUCAUUAGCAAGGAGGCGGGCGAGAAGAUAUUCGCGAAGGAGCCGAAACUUCGAUUUAUCAACAAAGCGAAUUUCAGUAAAGUGGUUGAGAUAAUAAAAACGUUCAAGAUUGAAUCCCCAACGGUAUCGGAGUUUCCCUGGAUAUUGGCUAUACCAUCGUACAAUCUCCGUGCCAAGCUCGAAACUCUAUCGCAAAUGAAACCGAAGAAAAUCGAUGAUUUCAUCCCGUUAUUACGCGCAUCGAAUUUUCGCUUAGUGAAAAUCCUUUGUCUAAUGGAAAAUGAACGUGAUAUUACCCCGGAAGGCAACAGAAUCUAUUAUUUAUCAAAGAAAUUAGAUAUGCCGCCUAAAACGGUUUGCAAAUACAUCGCGCCAAGGUUGUUUAUGCUCGAAAUACCAUUACAAACGUUAAUUGCCAGUUUAGAUGCCAUGUUAGAGUACGGAAUAUCGCCAAAUAGUAUAAUUCGAGAUCUUUGGGCAUUUCGGUAUAAUACGCAGUCGAUUAGAGAACGGUUGGAGCGUGCACGAAGCGCACAUAAGACGAAACUAAUGCCUUGGAUGAUACGGUGUCCGGAGCCAAUAUUACAGAGAUCUCUUCGACUAGCUGCCGAUGAAAAAGAAAUCCUUGGCGACAAUGAUGUCUACGACUAUUUAUCAGAGCGUUUGGGAUACGAUAUAGAAACAACAAAAGCCAUUGUUUCAAAACACCCGGCUGUGGCGAGAGUACGUGUGACAAAGAUCAAAGAAAUCCUUGAUUAUCUUCUCAACGAGGCUGGCUUUACUCGAUACGAUAUCGCCCAAGUGCCGCGUAUUCUUUCGCAUGGCCUGGAGACUACAAGGCAACGUUUAGAGGAGCUGAAAUCAUACGGAUGUAGACCGACCACUUUAGUGAUAGUUUGUAAAAGUAAGCGAGAGUAUCAGAAGUUUGUGGAUAAGUGGCUUGAAACUAAGAGGAAAAUUAAAAUGCAGUAGUUUUUGUAGAAAAUGAUUGAAUGUAAAUAAUUUUGA